CGGCCAUUUUCUUCCUAAUUUUCGCUAAAGUCUCAAAAUGGCGGACGAUGGUAUGCUCCUGAACUUUGCGCUUCCAAGCGACGUCAUCAAACCACAAACGAAGAUCAAAGGCGGAUCAUGGCGUGAGCGACUCAGCGUCAAGAAAAUCGCCGCGAGAAGGGCAACGAACCCUAAACGGACCGCUGAUGGGGAUGGAAACAAAGAUGGGAAUGAGUCAGGCCCUCGGAAUCCGAAUCGCAUUCAGGUUUCCGGCUCCAGACCUGCAAAGAGACAGAAAACAGACGGGGGGUUCCAAAAACUUGGUGAAGGGCAAGCACACGGACAAGGUUCUGGACAAUCAAAGGGACCGAAGAAAGGACAGGGAGGAUCUGUCGUUUCGUCGCUUUUCUCGAAAAAUCCGCGACCCCGCAACGCUGUGGAGGAAGACAAGAACGACGAGCCGAUGGAAGAUGCGAAGCCGACUAACGCCCCGCUCAUUGACGGACUGGACACAUUCACGAAUCUUGGGUUGUCGCCUACCCUCGCUGCACACCUGCUCACGAAACUCGAACUUAAAGCUCCUACUGCUAUCCAAAAAGCGUCAAUAACGCAGCUCCUGAAGGAAGAGACGGAUGCGUUCAUCCAGGCGGAGACUGGUUCCGGAAAGACACUGGCUUAUUUACUCCCACUCGUGCAGCGGAUUAUGGCUCUUUCGCGCGCAAAGAACGAAGGUGAUGCGAAGGGUGACACGAGCGUCCAUAGAGACAGCGGGUUGUUUGCGAUUAUCUUAGCACCCACAAGAGAACUGUGUAAGCAGAUCUCGGUUGUCUUGGAGGGACUGUUGCGCUGUGCGCAUUGGAUAGUCGCUGGAACAGUUAUUGGUGGUGAGAAGAAGAAGAGCGAAAAAGCGCGGUUGCGGAAGGGGCUGAAUAUUCUUGUUGCGACACCUGGUCGGUUAGCGGAUCACCUAGAAAACACGCAGGCAUUGGACGUGAGCAAUGUACGGUGGCUGGUGCUCGAUGAAGGUGAUCGGUUGAUGGAGCUUGGGUUUGAGAAGGAGUUGCAGGAGAUCAUUAGCAAACUUGAUGCGCGGCAGCGGCCGAGUCGGAUUCCUGGUGUUCCAGCGAAGAGGGCGACGAUUCUUUGCUCGGCAACACUGAAGAUGAAUGUGCAGAAAUUGGGCGAAAUUAGUUUAAAAGAUGCAGUGCACAUCAAGGCAGAUCCGGCUGAUGAGGAUGGCGAGAAGACCGCGGAGGACAAGGACGGGGACGCAUUCAGGGUGCCCGCACAGCUUAAGCAGUCGUAUGCUAUUGUUGCAGCGAAGUUGAGGCUGGUUACGCUUACGGCUUUUAUGAAGCGGACGUUUAUGCGGAAGGGGUCUGUUAUGAAGGCGAUUAUCUUCGUUUCGUGUGCCGAUUCAGUCAAUUUCCAUUUUGAAGUGUUUACACGGAAACUUGCGGAGCAACUGGAGGGCGACAACCCAGACGAAGGAAGCGACAGCGAGCACGAAAAAGAAAAGGAAAAAGAGAAGCCUACGCCAGCCUCGACCCACGGAACAGUUGCGCCCGCAACUGCAUUCUCGAACUCUUCAAACGCUGUAACAAUGUACAAACUUCACGGCUCCCUUCCGCAACACGUCCGUACAUCCACACUUUCCUCUUUCGCUAAGAAUCGCGACCCUUCUGUCCUGAUCUGUACCGACGUUGCAUCCCGAGGUCUCGACCUUCCAAACGUCGACCUCGUCGUCGAGUACGACCCUGCCUUCAGCGCAGACGAGCACCUUCACCGAAUUGGACGUACUGCUCGUCUGGGCCGCGACGGCCGCGCUCUCGUUUUCCUACUUCCCGGCUGCGAAGAGAACUACGUCGAAAUCCUGAAACGCGGGUACCGCGAUGGCGGAAAGGCUCUGACACGCUCAACAACAGACGACAUUCUCAAGCGCGGCUUCGGUGGCAACAUCGAGUCCCAGAAAUGGCAGCUUGAGCUGGAGCGUUGGGCGCUGGACAAUCCUGAGUAUUUGGAGAUGGCUCGGCGGGCAUAUCAGUCUCACAUCCGAGCUUAUGCGACGCACGUUGCGAACGAGCGGCAUAUCUUCAAUAUCAAGGAGCUGCACUUGGGUCACCUUGCAAAGAGUUUCGCGCUGCGGGAUCGGCCAGGUAAGAUCAAUGUACCGGGUCUGCGGCCUGGGAAGGAGGACACCAAGAAGGAUUUUAAAGCGGAGCGGAAAUCUGCUGGCGGGAAGAAGAGGAAGGCUACUGGGUAUGGUGGUGGCAGAGAUGAUGAUGAUGACGAUGAUCGCCCUUCAGCGACUACGGACACGACGCUCGCGGCGCAGAAGAUGAGAGCCAAGAUGAAGGAGCAAUUGGCUGGGGCGAGCGAGUUCAAUCUUGCAUAG
Messenger RNA from Aspergillus nidulans FGSC A4, 2374 nucleotides. It is a transcript of the gene dbp7, whose product is annotated as putative ATP-dependent RNA helicase. Gene Ontology annotation, molecular function: RNA helicase activity; ATP binding; single-stranded RNA binding. The transcript has 2 exons. The record is from RefSeq and is a predicted model, not a curated record. Gene Ontology annotation, biological process: endonucleolytic cleavage in ITS1 upstream of 5.8S rRNA from tricistronic rRNA transcript (SSU-rRNA, 5.8S rRNA, LSU-rRNA); ribosome biogenesis. Gene Ontology annotation, cellular component: nucleolus. Bases 38 to 2374 code for a protein of 778 amino acids. Lineage: Eukaryota; Fungi; Ascomycota; Eurotiomycetes; Eurotiales; Aspergillaceae.